AUGUAUUCCAAGCUCAGCAUCGUAGCGCUUUGCGCUGCCGCCUCAGUCCAGGAGGUGGCCGCCGCUUCUCUCCACCGUCAUAUGCACCCUAAGAGGGGCAUUGUUUAUGCUGAGACUGACACCGUCGUCAUCACUGACUACGUGACCGUUACUGUCACUGCAGGCGAAGAGGGACCGACCGAAGCAGCACUUCCUGCUACCUCCUCGAUCGACUUUAAGGGUAAGGGCAAAGGAGACAGCUCCGAGUAUCCCGCCGCUCCAGUCAGCUCGUCGUCUACCUCGACUAGCUCAUCGUCUUCUUCAUCUGUUGUUGUCGUCUCUACCACUGUUCCGGCGGCUGAGCCCACCUAUCCUACAUCGACUCCCACAACCCUGAUCGCUUCGGUCAAGGUCCCCUCUGUGCCUGUUGUUGAGUCCAUUGCCAGCUCCUCUUCUUCUGAGGCGGUCCCCAAUGUACUCUACCCCACAACCCAGGCCCAAUCCUCGGCUGUCGCCACGUCGACAUCUGCUGCGGCAGCCUCGUCGGCCACUACUGUUACCUCAUCCACUUCUAGCACCGGCAAGCGAGGUGCUGCGUACAAUGAUGCCAGUCUUGUCACCGAUGCCCUGAACCUGGGAGCCAAGCUCUCGUGGGCAUACAACUGGGGUUCUGAUUCUGGUGGUCUUAAGGCUGACGUCGCCUAUUAUCCUAUGCUUUGGUCCUCCGUGUCGGAUUAUUCGUCCAACUGGGAUUCCAAGGCAGAGGCUGCUAUCUCUAGCGGAUCCGACGCUUUCCUCAGCUUCAACGAGCCUGAUAUUGCCGCCCAAUCUAACCUAUCGCCUGCGCAGGCUGCUGCCGGUCACCAAGAAUUCUUCGGCAAGUACGCUGGUAAGGUGAGAAUUGGUUCUCCUGCCAUUUCUAGCAGCGAGAACGCGGGCCAAGGUAUCGACUGGCUUAAGCAGUUCUUGGACGCCUGCGACGGUAAAUGUCAAAUUGACUUCUGUGUCGCUCAUUGGUACGGCCCUGGCGGUAACGCAGGUGCGGAGCAAUUCUUAGACCACGUUACCAAGGUCCACGAGGCUUGCAACAACAAGAAUGUAUGGAUCACUGAGUUCGCCGCUAACGGCGGUGGCGACGUAGAUGCAUUCAUGAGCGCCAUCACUCAGAAAUUGGACAGUGAUGAGUACAGCUUCGUUGAGAAGUACUCCUACUUCAUGCUGAGCCAAGGCAGCCUCAUGAACUCGCCUACCGAGUUGAGCUCUUACGGCAAGAUCUUUGCCGGGACCGCCUAA
Hypoxylon trugodes is the source of this 1272-nucleotide messenger RNA. RefSeq names its product glycoside hydrolase family 128 protein. The transcript has a single exon. Gene Ontology annotation, cellular component: fungal-type cell wall. Bases 1 to 1272 code for a protein of 423 amino acids. NCBI's taxonomy places the organism in Eukaryota, Fungi, Ascomycota, Sordariomycetes, Xylariales, Hypoxylaceae. Gene Ontology annotation, biological process: fungal-type cell wall polysaccharide metabolic process. The record is from RefSeq and is a predicted model, not a curated record.